This is a messenger RNA of Chelonoidis abingdonii (Abingdon island giant tortoise), 993 nucleotides long. It is a transcript of the gene RSPH9, whose product is annotated as radial spoke head component 9. Gene Ontology annotation, cellular component: axoneme; radial spoke. Gene Ontology annotation, biological process: cilium movement involved in cell motility; motile cilium assembly; axoneme assembly. Lineage: Eukaryota; Metazoa; Chordata; Testudines; Testudinidae. The record is from RefSeq and is a predicted model, not a curated record.
AGGUAAUGGGACGCGGCUUCCUGCACAGCCGCAGCCGGUGCCCUCCCCCCGUCGGGACCCCGCCAUGGACGCCGAGUCGCUGCCCUACGCGCUGGACCUGGUGGCCGGGGGCGGCGCGGGGCUGAGCUCGGAGAAGCGGGCGGCGCUGCGGGCCUCGCUGCUGUUGCUGCGCCGGGACUAUCGCUUCGAGCGGGUCCGGUUCUGGGGCCGCAUCCAGGGCAUCCGCGGGCCCUAUUACAUCGCCGAGGGGCUGGGGGGAGACCGCGCCGGGCCCAGGAGCCGCCUCUACAGCUUGAACUGUGUGGAGUGGAGUCUUCUGCCACCAGCUACUGAGGAAAUGAUCACACAGACUGCAGGGCUAAAGGGCUGUUUUCAGGGGGAUCCAUCUUAUGAGUAUGAUCCCACUGAGAAGAAAGGGGAAGAGAAUGAGAGAAUAUAUGAGGAGGAAGAUGGGCCCAUGAUCAAGGAGGAAAUCCGUCUUGUAUCUAUAAUAGAUCAGAUAGAUAAGGCCGUGGGUAUCAUCCCACGGGGUGCAUUUGUGAAGACCCCGCUCGGCCCUGUCCAUGAAAACAGGAAUUAUGAAGGUCUGUCUCUGACUGAGGCAAAAAAGUUAAAUUCCUAUUUCCACUUCACUGAGCCUGUUAACCUGAAGAACAGAACACUCCUGCAAAAGGCUGACCUCGACCCAUCCAUUGACUUCCUGGACUCUCUGGAGCAUGAUAUUCCAAAAGGAUCCUGGAGCAUCCAGCUGGAGAGGGGAGGCAGCCUGGUGGUUCUGAGGAGCUUGCUGUGGCCAGGACUGACAUUCUACCACGUCCCCAUGACUAAACAAUAUGGCUAUAUCUACCUUGGUACAGGUGAGAAGAACAUAGACCUGCCCUUCAUGCUGUGAAGUGCCCACCCAAGCUGAGGAUUCAAGGGAAGAGGUGUCACAUUUAGAUUUUAUACUUGGCGAUUUGCAGUUGUUUGUUCUAAUAAACCAGUGUGAAACCU